UCUCAGCCAGCCUCGUGUAUGACUCUCCCUCUGUUCAGCUUGUAUCUAUCGUGGUAAAUGUCUCAUCGCACGAAUCAUGACCUUUGCCUAGUUAAUGGCUUCGCCCAAUGCGGAAAUUUAUGUCGCGUCCUGUCACCCAGCACAAUGAGGUUACCACACUACAGCAUAUCUCAACUAAUAUGGUACUUUAUAUGCGGGCCUACCUGUCUCCCUGGCUCAUUUCAGUCUUCCACUAGGUGGGGAAAGCCUUCUGUGUUAUCAACUGGCAUAAUACCAUCCGAACACUUCCUUUGUGCAAUACCUAGAGCCUAAGGCCCAAAUUCCUACCUUCAAUCCUUGACCUGACAAUGACCGUGAAAUUCAAUGACAGCGGCUUCUUUCCUACAGGAGGCCUAGGGAGCCUUCAGGGUCGUAGUCCAGGUAUCGUAGCUACUCCACAAGACAUUGCCAGGUACGAACGGCAGGCUGCAGAGACCAAGUGGGAUAACUACGGAAUAGUGAAGGAUGUCUUUUCAAGCCAGAUUGAUUUCCUCAGCUAUCUAUCACGGGCAGUUUGUAGGGAUCUUCUAACCAUGCGAAUUCCCUACUCCAUGCCAUUACCCAGUGGACCCAAUGCGCAAGUCAUAGGUAGUUACCAUUUGAACUGUGCCCAAGCACUGAUUAACGCCAUAUCACGCAGCGAGAGAUGCUGGACAACCGUCCAAAAUCUUGCUAGUCGUAUCAAAAGUCCGCAUGCUACUACCGGUCACGCGGAGGAUAUCAUAACCCUACGAAAGGAAACUGCGCAGAUCCGCGACCAGCUUGUCGAAAUCUUCAAUGCAUGUGGCACCUUCAUUGGGGCAAUCGAUACCCUAAUGUCGGACCUUAGUGUGCCGCCAAGCAUUUCAAACUCCUUGACCGACCGAUCGGAUUUCACAAGCAAUCUGCGUACGAUUUCUAGUCAGGUAAUUGGGCAUUGCUCAAGGUUCUUGGUACCUACCCAGCUGUCCAAGUUCGAGCAGUUAGAGGGGCACAUAGGAGACUAUGAGAAUGCUUUGCAACUACACAAGAGCACUGCAAACAGCAUUUACUCGACUCAUCAAGCCGAAUCGGCUCGAAUUAUGGAACCACUCCGAAAGCUGAUUAUUGCAAUCGAAAAUAUGUUCCAGCAUUGUAUCAACGGGGACGCAAAGAAGUCAACCCAGGAGAGUACUAUUGAUGGCUUGUUCGAGACCUAUAACUCAUCGUUUUCCGACAACUUGAACAAACCAAACCACUUCGCAGUCCUGGCUCAGGUAGCCGAGGCGUACGUACGCUUUUCACAAGAUCAUCUACAACCGGGAGCAGACAAAUGGCAAAAUCUGAUUGAUGAUUGUCUUUUCUCGCUGAACCCACCAUCUCAGGAAAAGCUGAAUGAGUUCCAGAGAGCGAUCCAGGCUUGGGCGGACGAUGCCAAGAGUCAUGUUGGUGAUUUAGAUAAGGAUCUGCAUGGGAAAUAUGAAAUUAUGCGCGGAAAUGGGUUGCCUGACUUCUUGAGGCAUGGAGGCAUAGUCUCCUAACUAUCGGGAUCGUCCAAUGAAUAGUUGAGGACCAAGCCUCCUAUUAUCGGUUAGGUUUUCUGGCAGGAGACUCAUGGGGGCCUCACGGUCGCCACGUACUCAGCCCUCGUUACAUGUAGAUUUCGUGAUGCGAAAUCAACGCAAUGAUAGCUUCAUAUAACCCUAAAUUUGUUAAGUUCUAUUUACUGUUGCCUUUUGCAUUCCAAGACUUGCAUUCGUAUGACGUCCCGCAAGUGGCUUACUGCUAUACGUGACGUCACAGUUCCCUUAUAUUGUUGUAUCUCCACAAAUCCAAAUAGGUAUUUCAUUAGGAGACUUCAGGUUUCAUGGUCUUCAGGGGGAUUCCUACGUUAACUGGUAAAUAACCAGGGAAGGUCAAUGCCUGAAAACCUUAAGACUGAUGUACCAGG
Molecule: messenger RNA, 1948 nt
Organism: Aspergillus alliaceus
Lineage: Eukaryota; Fungi; Ascomycota; Eurotiomycetes; Eurotiales; Aspergillaceae
Exons: 5
Coding region: 348-1538 (396 amino acids)
Source: RefSeq, a predicted model, not a curated record